Priapulus caudatus is the source of this 421-nucleotide messenger RNA. RefSeq names its product ras GTPase-activating protein-binding protein 2-like. The record is from RefSeq and is a predicted model, not a curated record. Gene Ontology annotation, molecular function: mRNA binding. The annotation marks the transcript as partial. Gene Ontology annotation, cellular component: cytosol; ribonucleoprotein complex. Lineage: Eukaryota; Metazoa; Priapulida; Priapulimorpha; Priapulimorphida; Priapulidae. The transcript has 5 exons.
AUGUGCGCCGUGCAGGUGACGGGGGAGCUGUCGAACAACGGACAGCCGAUGAGACGCUUCAUGCAGACGUUCGUCCUCGCGCCGCAGUCGCCGAAGAAGUACUACGUGCACAACGACAUCUUCCGCUACCAGGACGAGGUCUUCAACGACAACGAGAGCGAAGCCGAGGAUGCCGUCAUCCAGGAGCACGAGAUGGAGUCGCACCAGGAGAUCGACGUUCAAGAUCCCACCGUGACGUCGUUCUACCAGCAGGAGGAGCCACCGACCACCAACGGGACCGGGGGAGACCUAGAGGAAGCCGAGGGGGAGGUCCCCGCGGAGGAGCCGAUGUCAAUCGUCUCGGAGGAGGUCGUUCAGGACGAACCGAAGCAGGAGGCAAAGUUGUCGGAACAUGAGAGCGAAACCCCUGCCGAGGAGCUAG